Molecule: messenger RNA, 2005 nt
Organism: Drosophila elegans
Lineage: Eukaryota; Metazoa; Arthropoda; Insecta; Diptera; Drosophilidae
Gene: CCT1
Product: T-complex protein 1 subunit alpha
Exons: 4
Coding region: 103-1776 (557 amino acids)
Biological process (GO): protein folding
Cellular component (GO): chaperonin-containing T-complex
Molecular function (GO): ATP-dependent protein folding chaperone; ATP binding; ATP hydrolysis activity
Source: RefSeq, a predicted model, not a curated record
ACCAAUUUCCACCUCUAAUUCCAUGAGUCAGGCGGUUAACGUGCAGCAGCAGUAUUUGAUUAAUCUCGUUUUUUAUUAAAACUCGCCGAAAACCGAAAGAAAAUGUCGACCUUGGCCCCUUCGCUGUCCAUUGCUGGCACCCGCCAAUCCGGAGCAUCCGUGCGCACACAGAACGUUAUGGCCGCCCUGUCCAUUUCGAACAUCGUGAAGAGCUCCCUGGGUCCCGUGGGUCUGGACAAGAUGCUGGUGGACGACAUCGGCGAUGUGACGGUGACCAACGACGGAGCCACCAUCCUGCGACUGCUGGAAGUGGAGCAUCCGGCUGCCAAGGUCCUGGUUGAGCUGGCUCAGCUGCAGGAUGAGGAGGUUGGCGAUGGCACCACCUCGGUGGUCAUCCUGGCCGCCGAGCUGCUGAAGAACGCCGACGAGCUGGUCAAACAGAAGAUCCACCCCACCUCGAUCAUCUCGGGCUACAGGAUUGCCUGCAAGGAGGCCUGCAAGUACAUCUCGGAGCACCUGACCGCCCCCGUGGAUGAGCUGGGUCGUGACUCCCUUAUCAACAUUGCCAAGACAUCGAUGAGCUCGAAGAUCAUCGGCGCCGAUGCCGAAUUCUUCUCCGCCAUGGUCGUGGAUGCCGCCCAGUCGGUGAAGAUCACAGAUCCCCGUGGCCAGCCCGCCUACUCGAUCAAGGCCAUUAAUGUCCUCAAGGCCCAUGGCAAGUCUGCCCGGGAGUCCGUGCUGAUUCCCGGCUACGCCCUCAAUUGCACCAUCGCCUCCCAGCAGAUGCCCAAGAAGAUUGUGAACGCCAAGAUCGCCUGCCUGGACUUCUCGCUGCAGAAGACCAAGAUGAAGAUGGGCGUCCAGGUGCUGAUCAACGACCCCGACAAGCUGGAGGCCAUCCGUGCCCGCGAGCUGGACAUCACCAAGGAGCGCAUCAACAUGAUCCUGGGCACCGGAGUCAAUGUGGUGCUGGUCAGCGGCGGAGUGGAUGAUCUGUGCAUGAAGUACUUCGUUGAGGCCGGCGCCAUGGCUGUGCGUCGCGUGAAGAAGAGUGAUCUCAAGAUCAUUGCCAAGGCCACCGGCGCCGCCUUCCUCACCUCGCUGACCAACAUGGAUGGCGAGGAGAGCUUCGAUGCCUCCAUGGUGGGAGAGGCUGCUGAGGUGGCCCAAGAGCGCAUCUGCGACGAUGAGCUCAUUCUCAUCAAGGGCACAAAGGCGCGUGCUGCGGCCUCCAUUAUCCUGCGUGGUCCCAACGACUUCUACUGUGAUGAGAUGGAGCGCUCCGUCCACGACGCCCUGUGCGUGGUGAAGCGUGUGCUGGAGAGCAAGAAGGUGGUGGCCGGCGGCGGCUGUGUAGAGGCUGCCCUGUCCAUCUACCUGGAGAACUUUGCCACCUCGCUGGCCUCCCGCGAGCAGCUGGCCAUUGCCGAGUUCGCCAAGUCGCUGCUGGUCAUUCCCAAGACGCUGUCGGUGAACGCGGCCAAGGACGCCACGGAUCUGGUGGCCAAGCUGCGCUCCUACCACAACUCCAGCCAGACGAAGCCCGAGCGCUCGGACCUCAAGUGGACCGGCCUGGACCUGAUCGAGGGUCUGGUGCGGGACAACAAGAAGGCUGGUGUGCUGGAGCCGGCCAUGUCCAAGAUCAAGUCGCUGAAGUUCGCCACAGAGGCGGCCAUAACCAUUUUGCGUAUCGACGACAUGAUCAAGCUUAAUCCGGAGGAGAAGGGCGGAAAGAGCUAUGCCGAUGCCUGCGCCGCUGGCGAACUGGACGGUUAGACAUACUCCUUUGCGAGCGAGGCACAUUCACUUCCCCCCACUCUGUUUAGGCAUUUAAUUUUAAUCAAAUCACUCACUUUCAAUUGUCGCCCCAUUUGAUUGUAACAACAAUUUAAUUGUGUUGCCCUAAGCGAUCUGUAUUAACACCGCACAUCCGUUAUCCUUUCUCAUCCACACGCUUCAAUGUAUAAUAAACUGAACUUCAGAAUACGCUGAGGCGCCAACUAAA